AUGGCCUCUGGCCAACCCUUCGCGUCGCGCUCUUACGCCGGCACGAAACUCCCAGAACGCUCGGUAAACACAAACGCAAUGCCCUUCAGCGCCUCAUCAUUCUCACGGCAUCGCGGUCUGGGAAACGCCAACCAAGCCGACUUCAACGGGCCCGAUGCCCAAAAGCAGAUGCAACAGUCUGCGCCCGCGCCCGCAACAAACGCGCAGUCCCAUGGUCCAGCGCAGGACGCCAAUCCGUUGAACAGACUCACGGAAGAGCAGAGGGAAGAGAUUAACGAAGCUUUCACCCUCUUCGACCUAGACCGCGACCGCCACCUAGACUACCACGAACUCCGCGUGGCCUUCCGCGCGCUAGGCUUCACCCUAGGCAAACAAGAACUAAUCACCCUCCUAACAACCUACGGCGUUCCCCGUCCCCAAGUGCAACAACAACAAGCCGGCAACCAACACGGUCCCGGUCAACCGCUGACCUCAAACAAAGGCCCCGUGUCGAACCCGCAACACCCUUCCAACCUGCUCAUGCCGCUUUCGUCAUUCCAGGCUGUCACGGCGCUGAAGAUUCUCGAGCGGGACCCGCGCGACGAGAUCCUGCGUGCGUUUGAGCUGUUCGAUGAGGGUGCUAAGGGGUUUAUUGAUCUUGAGGAUUUGAGGCGUGUUGCGAGGGAGUUGGGAGAGACUGGGCUUGAGGAGGAGGAACUUAGGGCUAUGAUUGAGGAGUUUGAUCUUGAGGGUGUUGGUGGUGUUACCAGGGAGGCUUUUGUUGGGAUUUGUUGGCAAUGA
Molecule: messenger RNA, 780 nt
Organism: Penicillium verrucosum
Lineage: Eukaryota; Fungi; Ascomycota; Eurotiomycetes; Eurotiales; Aspergillaceae
Gene: cdc31
Product: putative cell division control protein Cdc31
Exons: 2
Coding region: 1-780 (259 amino acids)
Biological process (GO): spindle pole body duplication
Cellular component (GO): half bridge of spindle pole body; mitotic spindle pole body
Molecular function (GO): calcium ion binding; microtubule binding
Source: RefSeq, a predicted model, not a curated record